AUAAAUCGAUAAAUGGUGUUCGAUUUCUUCUUAUCUCUAAAGUGCACAUCUUCAUUUAAGAAAAAUUUAUUCCCAAAAAAUUUUCUAAAACAACUGCAAGAUCAUGUAUAUCCUCCGCACUUCGCGUUUUGCUGCUUCCACAUCAGCUCCGAGACAGUUUCUGUCCGCUCUGCGAUCUAUGUCUUCCGUGGAUGCUCAAUACACUAAACUUGAGGUUAACGAAAAAACUGGCAUUGCUACAUUGACUUUGAACCGGCCACCGGUGAACAGCCUCAAUUUGGAGCUGUUAACUGAUAUACGCAAUUGUAUAAAAGAUGCUGAGAGCAACAAGUGCAAGGGGCUCAUACUGACAUCUUCUUCAAAUAGUGUAUUUAGUGCAGGCCUGGAUAUCUUGGAAAUGUACCAGCCCAAAGAAGAACGUCUAAAAAGUUUUUGGACAACACUGCAAAGCACGUGGAUGGCAUUGUAUGGCUCAAAACUACCAACUGCAGCAGCGAUUAACGGUCACGCACCGGCAGGAGGAUGUCUGCUAGCAGCAUCUUGUGAAUAUCGUGUUAUGCUGCCCAAAUUCACGAUAGGUUUGAAUGAAACCCGCCUGGGAAUUAUGGCACCGAAUUGGUUUAUGGCUUCAUUCCUUAACGUACUCCCGCGGCGUAUCGCCGAGUUAGCGCUUACGGGUAGAAUGUUCACCACUGUUGAAGCGCAACAGGCAGGUCUCGUUGAUGAUGUUGUCAACACAAAGGAAGAAGCGCUAGCUAAAUGUGAAGAGUUCUUUGCCUCGUUCAAGCAAGUCAGCCCCUACGCACGUGCCUUGACCAAGCAGCAAUUCCGUGUCAAGGAAUUACAAGACCUCGAAGAGCAUCGUGAACAAGACUUACAGUUAUUCAUCGAUACUAUCACUAAGCCGGGUACCCAAAAAGCGUUAGGAUUAUAUCUGGAAAGCUUAAAGAAGAAAGCUUGAGCAUGGCAUUCGAAAGCGAAUUACCUGCUGAGUUUUACAUUGUGGCAUUUUUCGAUUUAAGAUUAUAGUGGUUUGAUAUAUAUACAUUAUUAGAUGUUCGCAUUUAUUUUGAAUUCGUAUUUAAAUUUCGUUAUUUAUCAUGUAGAUAGAAAAGUAUAACAAAUAAACCUUGAGUACUCCCUUUUAUUUUA
Rhagoletis pomonella (apple maggot) is the source of this 1152-nucleotide messenger RNA. Its product is annotated as enoyl-CoA delta isomerase 1, mitochondrial-like. Gene Ontology annotation, biological process: fatty acid beta-oxidation. The record is from RefSeq and is a predicted model, not a curated record. Gene Ontology annotation, cellular component: mitochondrion. Gene Ontology annotation, molecular function: enoyl-CoA hydratase activity. Lineage: Eukaryota; Metazoa; Arthropoda; Insecta; Diptera; Tephritidae.